This is a messenger RNA of Endocarpon pusillum Z07020, 1710 nucleotides long. RefSeq lists its product as uncharacterized. The record is from RefSeq and is a predicted model, not a curated record. NCBI's taxonomy places the organism in Eukaryota, Fungi, Ascomycota, Eurotiomycetes, Verrucariales, Verrucariaceae. The transcript has 2 exons. The coding region runs from base 1 to 1710 and encodes 569 amino acids.
AUGGCAAGAUCUCUGCCUAUCUCGACGGGAACUGUCAUUAUUGGAAACGGACCGGCCGCAUUGAUCUUGUCGUACAUACUGCAUGGAAAUAUCCCUCAUUACAUCCCGUCUCCACCACACCCGGAUACUCUUUUACACAAGAAGCUCGUCGAAUCUAGCGACCUCCUACACUUGGACAUCAGGCGUCUAACUCAGCACUUUGAAGCAUCUCCAUUUUCGUACUCGACGCAGGCGCUUCCCGUCAAUGUCCUAUUGGAUACCCUUAUCCGACCUAAUGGAGACACCUGCGACCUUGAGGAGGCGACCAACAUUGUCUGGGAAUAUCAGCCCGAACAAGCCGCACCCCACAUAGUGAUUGGCAACACUACCUCACCUGGUGGGCAAUGGGUCGACAACCCUGUACAGGCAAGCUGGGAUAUCGGAACAUUAAGCUAUGCUGGAAUGCUAUCACUCCCCGGCUACCCGUUUGCUGAGCACUAUCGCCGGACCACUGGCAAAGAGUUGCCCCCAUAUACCAGACCAAGCCGGCGACAAGUAACCGACUAUUUCCGUCAUUAUCCUCACCAAGUACGGAUCGAUGACGCCGUUUACUGCGGUGAGACUGUUUCUGGAAUCACAAGAACAGCAGACGGAUUUCACAUCAAGUCUCAUGACAUAAGUUGCAAGCAUCUUGUUCUUGCCUCUGGUGUCUUCUCCGAACUGAUACCUGCCCCACCCUUGCUGCAGCCACUUCUCCGUCUUCCAGGCCCAUCGGCUCAGCCCAGCUCUCCAGACAUACCUCUACUCGUCGUUGGAUCUGGAUUCAGUGCAGCGGACGUCAUCUCUUCAUCUCCUCCAGGCCAAAAGAUAAUCCACAUCUACAGAUGGGCUCCUUCAACAUCUCCCUCUCCUCUAAGAGCCUGCCACCAGCAAGCAUACCCAGAGUAUGCUGGUUUAUACCGCCGCAUGAAGCAAGCCGCAAAGAUCACUUCCAACCCCCUAGGACUGGAAUCAUCAAGACCAAAGGUCCAGCGCGCCUCAACCAGCGCAUUCGACUCAUCCCGCGACUGGUCAUCAAAAUACGAAGGCUUCCCCAACACGACCAUCACAGACGUCAAAGUUGAGGGAGAAACAGCCCUCAUUACGCUACAAGCAGCCGAUGGCGGUCCAACGCUACAACACCGCAUCAGCCGCCUCGAGUAUGUCGUCGGCAGACGCGGAUCGCUCCGUUACCUGUCGCGGGAACUUCGCCGAGAAGUAUUCGGCAGCAACAGCAACUCAAGCAGAGACAGCGCGGACCCAGAACCAGCUGAGCAGAUGCUCUCCGGCCAGACGCUACGGGACAAAGUUUUGGAAGAUAUAGAAGUCGCCCCGGAUGUCUUUGCUAUUGGGAGCCUGACAGGCGAUUCACUCAUCCGGUUCGCGCAUGGGAGCUGUACGUAUGCGGCUGGAAAGAUCAUGGCGCCCUCGCGCCGUCAUGGCAAGGAAGAAAAUGUAGAGCAACCGCAGAUGGCCAAUGGCAAGGAAGAAAAUAUAGAGCAACCGCAGAUGGCCAAUGGCGUUGGGAAAAUAGACCACGAAGACGCAGGGUCGAGACUAUCUAGGGUUGUCAGCGGUGCUAAGAAUGCUACUGCUGUCCCAGCUACGAAGAUUAUGAGCGGAUUGGAUGGGCAUCAUCGCCCUUGCAUCAAUGCCAACAAUCUGGGUUCUCUGGGCGAGUCCCCAAGAUAG